UGCGGGGGGCAGAACACCAUGGACGGAUGGAUUGGAUUCUUGCCCAGUCCAAGUCAACCAUCCAAGUCACCCCCCACCUUCACGGCUUCUCUAAGGAGGGGAGGAGGAAAAGCAGAGAAAAACGUAAACGAAGACGACGAUGGGGCUGAAAGCGGAGAGCGUGACACUGAUUCUGGUGAAUCUGGCUGGAAUCAUGGAGAGAGCCGACGAGUCUCUGCUGCCGGGAGUGUACAAGGAGGUGGGGGCGGCGCUGCACACCGACCCCACCGGGCUGGGAUCUCUCACUCUCUUCAGAUCCAUAGUGCAGUCCUCAUGCUACCCUCUCGCCGCCUACUUGGCCUCCCGCCACAACCGCACCCACGUCAUCGCGCUCGGCGCCUUCCUCUGGGCCGCCGCCACCUUCCUCGUCGCCUUCUCCUCCACUUUCUUAGAGGUGGCAAUUUCAAGAGGUCUGAAUGGGAUAGGACUUGCCAUAGUCACACCAGCUAUUCAAUCCCUUGUUGCAGACUCAACUGAUGACACCAACCGGGGUACAGCUUUUGGAUGGCUGCAGUUAACUGCAAAUUUUGGCUCAAUUAUUGGUGGGCUUUGUUCAGUAUUGAUAGCCUCAACAUCAAUCAUGGGUAUCCCUGGUUGGAGAAUAGCCUUCCAUCUGGUUGGGCUGCUCAGUGUUAUAGUUGGUAUUUUGGUCCGCCUCUUUGCCAAUGAUCCCCGCUUUUCUGAUAGUGAAGCUAAAGCACAGGUUCCAAACAAGUCUUUCUGGUCUGAACUAAAGGACCUGGUUAAGGAGGCAAAGAUGGUACUGAAAAUACCAUCUUUCCAAAUUAUUGUGGCUCAAGGUGUGGCUGGAUCAUUUCCUUGGUCAGCUUUGUCAUUUGCCCCUAUGUGGUUAGAGCUUAUUGGUUUCUCCCACAAGACAGUGGCAUUGCUCUGGACUCUAUUUGUUAUUGCUGGUUCUCUUGGUGGUCUAUUUGGAGGAAAGAUGGGGGAUAUCCUUGCCCAACACUUUCCAAAUUCUGGUAGAAUAAUUCUUUCACAGAUAAGCUCUGGUUCAGCCAUUCCUUUGGCUGCAAUACUGCUGCUAGUUUUGCCUGAUGAUCCCUCCACUGCGUUCCUGCAUGGUUUUGUAUUGUUUGCCAUGGGAUUAGUUAUAUCCUGGAAUGGUCCAGCUACAAACAAUCCAAUAUUUGCAGAGAUAGUUCCUGAGAGAUCAAGGACAAGCGUCUAUGCCCUGGAUCGAUCAUUUGAGUCCAUACUAGCAUCAUUUGCUCCUCCAGUUGUUGGGUUUUUGGCUCGGCACGUUUUUGGCUACAUUCCAGUUCAGAAAGGAUCAACAGACUCAGAAGAGAUUGAAACUGACAGAGAGAACGCUGCAGCACUUGCCAAGGCUCUCUACUCAGCAAUUGGUGUUCCUUUUGUGGUUUGUUGCCUCAUCUACUCAUUCCUCUACUGUACUUAUCCGAGAGACAGGGACCGCGCGAGGAUGGUGGCUUUGAUCGAAUCGGAGAUGCUGCAGAUAGAGAAUGCUCCUUUGGGAGAUGAAUACUCUCCACUUCAUGUUCUGGGAUUAGGUGAGCUGCAUGAAGAGAGAAGAGUGAUUGAUAUAGAUUAUGAAGGAGAGGAAAGCCGCGAUUUCAAUGAGAACGACGAGGAGAGGCUGCUUAACGUGCAGGCAUUGUCAGUUUCUGGCAGAUAGCGGAUGAAAGUUGUUUGAUACAACGCUGGUUUCCUCAAAUAGGUGCAAAUUUUGAUUAACAAUGUCCAACACACGGUUUCCCUACAGUUGCAAUUGUUUGUAUCAUUGGACCAUGAAAGAUUGAAGCAAAGUGAACCAUUUUUUUCAUUUGAAAUACUUCUUUGGAGGGACUGAAACACCCCUUUUAGUUUGUAACAAAUAGGUGUAAUUUUUUGAAAAUACAUGACUUGUUAUUCAUUCCUCUGCAAGUUCUUGUCAUUUGAAAAUA
Molecule: messenger RNA, 1964 nt
Organism: Diospyros lotus (date-plum)
Lineage: Eukaryota; Viridiplantae; Streptophyta; Magnoliopsida; Ericales; Ebenaceae
Exons: 3
Coding region: 140-1696 (518 amino acids)
Biological process (GO): transmembrane transport
Cellular component (GO): membrane
Molecular function (GO): transmembrane transporter activity
Source: RefSeq, a predicted model, not a curated record